Galeopterus variegatus (Sunda flying lemur) is the source of this 722-nucleotide messenger RNA. It is a transcript of the gene PLN, whose product is annotated as phospholamban. Lineage: Eukaryota; Metazoa; Chordata; Mammalia; Dermoptera; Cynocephalidae. Bases 177 to 335 code for a protein of 52 amino acids. Gene Ontology annotation, cellular component: membrane; sarcoplasmic reticulum. Gene Ontology annotation, molecular function: ATPase inhibitor activity. Gene Ontology annotation, biological process: negative regulation of calcium ion import into sarcoplasmic reticulum; negative regulation of heart rate; negative regulation of ATPase-coupled calcium transmembrane transporter activity. The transcript has 2 exons. The record is from RefSeq and is a predicted model, not a curated record.
UCAGAAAACGUCCCAGCUAAACACCCACAAGACUUCGUACAGCUCAACACCCUAUAUUGCAAUGAUCACAGCAGCCAAGACUACCUAAAAGAAGAUAGUUACCUCACAUCCGGCUGCCAGCUUUUUAUUUUUCUCCUGACCAUUUAAAACUUCAGACUUCCUGCCUUCCUGGUGUCAUGGAGAAAGUCCAAUACCUCACUCGCUCUGCUAUAAGAAGAGCUUCAACAAUUGAAAUGCCUCAGCAGGCACGCCAAAAUCUCCAGAACCUAUUUAUCAAUUUCUGCCUCAUCUUAAUAUGUCUCUUGCUGAUCUGCAUCAUAGUGAUGCUUCUCUGAAGUUCUCCUGCAACCUCCAGAUCUACAACUUACCUAAUCAACUUAAAAUCUGCCAUCCCAUGAAGAGGGGAAAACAAUACAGUAUAACAGGCCACUUCCUGAGUAGAAGAAUUUCCUUGUGAAAUGGUCAAGAGUAAAACAAAUUGUUAGCAAAUGUAUUCAUCUGCCAGAUCUUGUAAACAUGAAAAGGGUUUUAUUUUUAAAAAAUAACUUUAAAGUGACUAUAAUAUACGUAUAAUGUAAUUGUUGAUUUCCUAAACAUGGCUUAUAAAUUUCUAUCCCAAAUCUUCUCUGAGGAUGAAGUAGUUUAGUUUUGAAACAGCACUGCUAAUAGGUUCACUUCAUAUAUAAAGUAUUAACUUUACUCUUUGGGGUAAAUAUAAUUUA